UCAGGGCCUUGGGCUCUCCCUCUAGAUGAGCUGAUUAAAGCCAUUCUGAAGAACUGAGGACGGAAGACGUUGCUUCCCACAAUGUUUCCCACAUGGGUGUGAAAAGCCAGCCUUCCCUUUCACUUCUGAGGGAGAUUUUUCAAUGAUGAAGAGAAGAACACGGACUCGACAUAUUGCAACUGUACAGAGUUCUUCCCAGUGGAGGAAUUUGGAGAAAGAAUCUAAUUUAAGGUUGGCAGUGGACCAUGUAAAAACUCUGGAGGCUCAGCUGAACUCCAAGGAGACUGAACUGGCAACAGCUUUAAGUGAAAACCAAAACUUAAUGGGUCAAUGUCAAGAAUUAAAAGAACAAAAAGCCAGCCUUGUGACGGUUCUGGGAAAUACCAAGAAGCAACUCAACAGUGAAAGACUGGAAAGGAUUGACUUAGAGAAAAAAGUGAAAAACUUAGAAGAAAAAAUGUCAUUUCAAAAGUCUGCAUAUGAAAACGAGAUUCAAGAAACCAGGAAACUUUAUGAAAUCAAGCUUGCCGAGCUUGAAUCUGGGAGACAAGAAGGUCUGGAAAACAACUUAGCCAUAAUUUUGCAGAAAGUGAAAGAAGAAACCGAAGGACAGAUACAGGAGUUCAAAAAUGAGCUGACACGAAUUUUCAACAUGAGAAUGGAGAAUACUCAGCUUUAUGCUGAGAAAACUAGAACAUUUGCCCAUGCUGCUAGAGAAGAAUUGAUGGAGACAAAAUUGAGGAUCGAUUCACUGAUGUUACAACUUAAACAAAAGCAAGCACAGAAUUCUGUUCUGGAAAACCAAGUUAGAGAACUGGAAGAAGCUCUGAAAUGUGCCCAUCAGAGGCACCAAAGUCUUGCUGAUGAGAAGGCUCAAGAAAUAAGAGCGUUAAGAUCGCAAAUGGAUGCCCAUUUGGAAGAACACGAGAACUUACUUGAUGCAAAGCUCGCAUUAGAUAUGGAGAUAAGCAUAUGCCGAAAAAUUCUGGAAGGAGAGGAAGAGAAGUUCAAAUUAUCCCCCAGACCAGCCAGCGGAGGUCACUCCCAAGGCCCAGUGAGCACCAGCCAGGGAUUCCGGAGGAAAAAGAAGAGGAGGCAGGAAGCGCUGCUGAGGGAGCACAGUGAUGGCAUGUGGCCUGUCCCCUGCUGCUCUGCAUCAGGAAGUGUGUGUGUGGAAGAGAUUGAUGAGGGAGGAAAUUUUGUCCGGCUGAAAAACAACUCUACCGAGGAUCAGCCACUCAAUGGAUGGAUACUUAGGAGUCAACUUGGAAAUUUAUCGGAGAGUAUAUAUAAAUUCCCUGCCUGCUUGGUACUCGCAGCUGGCCAAGUAAUCACGAUAUGGGCUGCUGGAGCAGGUAUGAGUCCAAACCCACCCACGGAUUUAGUAUGGGAGUCACAGAAAACCUGGGGAGCAGGAAACCUCAUCAAAAUUACUCUCAUCAGUGCCAAUGGAGACGAAAUUUCAACUCUUAAAACUGAACAUCUCCCUAGAGAAGGGAAAGGUAAUUCUGAUUUAGAAGGUAAUCAAUCUAGCAGGUUGGAAGAAUCUCAUCAAAAGAAUUUUGAGCCAGAUCAAGGGUGCCUUGUUAUGUAAAUGCCUUGGGAAAAAGAGACCCACUUUUGCCAGAAGCUUCUGUCUUCAAAUUCAUAAACUGCAUUUAAAUAAUAAAAAGAACUUGU
This is a messenger RNA of Tachyglossus aculeatus (Australian echidna), 1680 nucleotides long. RefSeq names its product lamin-L(III)-like. The record is from RefSeq and is a predicted model, not a curated record. The coding region runs from base 143 to 1594 and encodes 483 amino acids. Lineage: Eukaryota; Metazoa; Chordata; Mammalia; Monotremata; Tachyglossidae. The transcript has 11 exons.